Messenger RNA from Penicillium waksmanii, 1191 nucleotides. Its product is annotated as RNA-binding protein. NCBI's taxonomy places the organism in Eukaryota, Fungi, Ascomycota, Eurotiomycetes, Eurotiales, Aspergillaceae. Gene Ontology annotation, cellular component: cytoplasm; ribonucleoprotein complex; nucleus. Bases 1 to 1191 code for a protein of 396 amino acids. The record is from RefSeq and is a predicted model, not a curated record. Gene Ontology annotation, molecular function: mRNA binding. The transcript has 4 exons.
AUGCCAUUCCUAGGCCGUGAAAAGGGUCGAACCCCGAAGUCUCGCAGAUCGGACGAUGAAUUCGUUGUAUUCCUUCAGGGAAUUCCGGCCCACUGCCGCUGGCAAGAACUAAAGGAUCUAGUGCGCCAGACUGCCUUGCAUAUCCGACAAGCUGUUGUAUAUGAUGAUAGCCACGGGUUUCCCACCGGAUUGGGGCAAAUAAUCAUCAAAAAUGAAGAUGAAGCUUGGCGUACUUAUCAUCGUCUAUCAACCAACGGAUGGGAAGGCCAGAGCUUGGUUGUAACGUUGGCCCGUACCAGCGCUCCCACAAAGCCCAUCGCCGGGCCUACACGAAGCCCUACAGCUAUGGUUCACACUGGCUACGUGUCUGGACAGUCAACUCCGCCUCGAUCUCAGGAUAGCACUACCAUGCCCCCAUCACCCAUCUCGCCCGAAUCCGUCCAACCCACAAGCCCAACCUUCAAUUACCCGGACUACGGCUCAAUGAUGGGAUCAGUUCCAAUCGGCCAACAACACUUCAUGCCCAUGAUGCCGGAUCCAAUGCAGUGCUUCCCCCCCUCCCCAAUGAUGCAUUGCUCCAUGUACGACGCCCCCGGCUGGGGCUUGAUGCCCAUGUACCCCAUGUCGCCGAUCCAGCCUCUUCCCGAGGCAAGAGGAGAUGGCUACCACCACUACCAUCCCCGCAAGCCUUGGACCAACGAGCCCAAUUCCAGAAUACCAACGACUCCACCGCCAGAGCGGGCCGUUUUGAUCCAGAACCUUAACAUCGCAUCAACGACAGCAGAUCUCAAGAGCCUCUUACGCGGCUCCGGCACUGUCGAACAAUGCAAUGUGACAAUCACAGCGGAUACUCGUGACAACCAAGCGCGCACACAUGGCUCGGCGAUUAUGCAAAAUUCCGAAGAUGCGAAACGAGCCGUGUCAAUGCUAAAUAACCUCACUUUCAUGGGCUCCAGAAUCCGCGUCAUGUUGGACAAGGGACCUGGCAAAUUCCGCAGUGGUAGUUGGGACGGUGCAAUGGCUGCGGAAGAGGAAGCAGAGGCCUUGAAUGAUAAGAAUUCUGGGUGUAGCGAGUGUGGACAGGAUAUCUCUACUAAGAAGUCACAUGGUCCUAGUCAACCGCUCGUUGUUGAUGGGUCGGGUCACCAGAGUCGGUCAUUAGAAUUGCUGUCUACAUCUGCUCCGACCUAG